AUGCGUGACAGAUUCGAGGAGCUGCGCACAUUAGCUGUGCAGUUACACCCAGAGGCAGCUGCCCUGAUGCAUCGGGGAGAAGCUGCUGGGAGCGCCAGUGCUGCAGGAGGGGGGGGGAGGGGGAGAGGAGGCUCCCCCCUCCUUGCCGGCGACGCUCACGCUCUCCUUUCUGCUGAUCUGGAGGCUGGAAGACAUCCCGAUCGCUUGCUGGCAAAUUUCGCCGUCGAAGAGGCUAAGGGGCCCCCUGAUGAGGAAGCGUUUCUGAGCGGCUACUUCCGCAAGGUGGCAGUCCUCACAGCAGCCUUGGCAGAGAUCGGAGAAAACGUAGAAAAGAUGCAGGAGCUAAAAAGAAGGGUUGUCGAAGCCACGAACUCCGAAGAAGAAAAAGAUGUCUCGCAUGAGCUGCACAAGGUGUUGGACGGUACAACUCUGCUCAUGCAGAAGACACAAAGGGCACUUGAGACGUUGCGAACGGAAAACAGGCGAUUCGCAGAGGCGCAACGAGGCAGCUUGUCAAGUGUUUCUGAGCUGCGCAUACGCCACAACCUCCAGCAGACACUUGCUGCGCAGCUGCAGCAACAUCUGCAGCUGCUGCAAAUGCGACAAGCAGAAUACAGACUGCAGGUGAAGAAAAAAGUUCUCAGACAGAUCAAACUCGUGUAUCCUGAGGCUGUGGAUUCGGAGAUCGAGGGGUUAGUGGACUCCGGGGAGCUGACGGCUGUUACUGCCAUCAAGAUGCGGAUAUCGGGAAGCAACCAAGCCUUGCGCAAUGCCACCGCAGACUUGCAGUUCAAGUAUCGGGAUAUUCGCCGCUUAGAGCAAAGCGUUACUGAGCUGCAUCAAAUGUUUGUUGAGCUGUCUUUUCUCGUGGAAGCGCAGGGGGAUAUGGUGGAGCAUAUCCAGUAUUCCGUAGCUCAGGCCAAGGAAUAUACAGCAAAGGCAGAAAAGGAAUUGUUGCAAGCGCGGCGAAAUCAAAAGUCUGCUAAGGCGAGGAUGUUUUGGAUAACGGUUAUUUUCAUCGUCCUUGCAGCACUGGUGCUGGUUCCUGUGAUUGUAUCCCUCCUAAAAUAG
Molecule: messenger RNA, 1071 nt
Organism: Cyclospora cayetanensis
Lineage: Eukaryota; Apicomplexa; Conoidasida; Eucoccidiorida; Eimeriidae
Product: syntaxin-1B
Exons: 7
Coding region: 1-1071 (356 amino acids)
Biological process (GO): intracellular protein transport; vesicle fusion; exocytosis
Cellular component (GO): plasma membrane; endomembrane system; SNARE complex
Molecular function (GO): SNAP receptor activity; SNARE binding
Source: RefSeq, a predicted model, not a curated record